Naegleria fowleri is the source of this 798-nucleotide messenger RNA. RefSeq lists its product as uncharacterized. Bases 1 to 798 code for a protein of 265 amino acids. Lineage: Eukaryota; Heterolobosea; Eutetramitea; Acrasida; Naegleriidae. The transcript has a single exon. The record is from RefSeq and is a predicted model, not a curated record.
AUGAAAGAUAAAGCCUCUUCUUCUUCUUCAAAUAAUUUCAACCACACCACCAAUGUAAGGAAAUAUCAUCCUUAUGAGAAACAAGGCAGCAACAAGAAAUCUCAAAAGGCAACACUUCAAGAACAACCACCAACCUUAAUGAAGAAAACGGAACAUCCUUCAAAGACUUUGGAUCAUUCCAGUUGUAAAGGACAACAAGAUCAUGAUGGAAAGAAAGGAACAAAUAAGCCUCUACAACAAAGAGGAAAUAGCAUGAGGACCAAUCAAAGAGUGAUGGCUCUUUCUCCUGACACGGUUGCUCGAUGUAAUCAACUAAGGUCGUCCCAUGAAAUUGAAAAGGCUUCUCUUCAUCAUCAAAAGAACCAACAACAAGUUGAUCAUUCAACUCAACCUCUACAAAUGUUACUCUCUCCCUCCUCGCCAGUGUUUGAAAUUGAUGCACAGGAAACAUCCUCUUUCUCGGACAUAUCAAUCAUGAUUAUGGAUGAAGGCUUUGUUUUUUCUGGCACAGAUUCCCCACAGCAAAUAAUGGAAUGUGAUGAGAGCAUGCUUGAAGUAUUUUGGAAACAACCUGCCGUCGAGCCAAUGAUUGAAUGGGCUGAUAAGGAUUACGAUGUUGAAUGGUUCGACCCAAUAGUUCCUUCCUUUCGAGAGGGUCAAGGGUCAAAAAGCACGCUGGAAAUCCUUUUGGAACAACCUCUGCAUGAUUUUAUGGAAAAUGAUGAAGCCAACAACCAAGAUGCUUUUGAUCUUUUUCAAACCCAACCAGAAUCUCCUCUGAUGGAUGAUUUUCAUUAG